Paramecium tetraurelia is the source of this 1101-nucleotide messenger RNA. RefSeq lists its product as uncharacterized. The record is from RefSeq and is a predicted model, not a curated record. Lineage: Eukaryota; Ciliophora; Oligohymenophorea; Peniculida; Parameciidae. Gene Ontology annotation, cellular component: nucleus. Gene Ontology annotation, molecular function: protein binding. The transcript is spliced from 5 exons.
AUGAGUGAACAAGAAAAUUAAACAACUAAAAAUUAAAGCCAAGUCAUGCAAUCUACUGAAAUGCCUACCUCCAUGCAAUUAGAAAGUUCAAACUAGAUUUUCACCUACAAAGCCCCUUGGUUGAUUUACGCCAUGGGAUUUCAAUAGAAACCCAGUCCUCAAUCUCGUAUUGCAAUUUGUAGUAUGAUUGAAGAUGUUUAGAAUGAAGUUUUCAUACUAUAAUUGGAUAAAGAACAAGAAACAUUUAGCAAAAAGGCUAAAUUCAAUCAUAGGUAUGCCCCAACUAAAGUGUUAUGGAUACCUGACAUCGAGGGCAAGUACCCUGAUUUGCUGGCAACUAGUGGAGAAAAUUUAAAGAUUUGGGAAUAUGAUGAUCAAAAUUCUCAAGUUAAGAUUAAGUGGGACUUAAAAAAUGUAUUUAAUACACAUCCUAACCAAACAUAGACAAGUGAUUUUAAUGCCCCAUUGACCUCAUUUGAUUGGAGUUGUAAAUAACAAAAUUAUAUUGGAACUGCUUCAAUAGAUACAACAUGCACACUUUGGGAUAUUGAAAAAUAAACAGUAGUUACUCAACUCAUUGCCCAUGAUAAGGAAGUCUAUGAUAUUUGUUUUAGUGUUGAUCAUUAAAUUUUUGCAUCUGUAGGGGCAGAUGGUAGUUGCAGACAAUUUGAUUUAAGAGCCUUGGAUCAUUCAACAGUGUUAUUUGAGACAGAGAACAAUAACCCAAUUGUAAGAUUAGCAUGGAAUAAAAUGGAUACCAAUUACUUAGCAAUCAUAGAAAUGGAUGUUAACUAUGUUACAUUGCUGGAUACAAGAUAACCACUUCUACCUUUGGCUAAAUUAAAAAAUCACAAAGACUAUGUUAAUGCUAUUGCAUGGGCACCAGAGUCAACCACUCAUUUAUGUAGCGUUGCAGAUGAUUAGUCAGCCUUGAUCUGGGACUUCUCAGAACUUCAGAACAAAUAAAAUGAUUAAAAUUCAAUCGAUCCUCUACUGGAGUACAAGGCAGAAAAUGAAAUUAGUAAUAUAUCAUGGUCUUUGACUAAAGUUGAUUAAGUGAGUAUUUGUUAUAACAAAUCAUGUUAAAUUUUAAAUGUUUGA